AAUCGAGGAUUUGCUGACCAAGCGGAGCGCCGUCACACGUCGUGGAGAAUCGAUGCGGACUGCUCUACGCAGUGGGAAGGUGUUCUUUGAGGUUAGGUUCUGAUUUGAACCGCGACACAUGAAUUAUUGAUUAGACGUUCUUUGCGUUUAGCGCGACCAAAACAAUAUCGCGGUCGAUCGUAUUCAGAUGCAACAAUGGUGGAGAACAGACCGGCGUGCCGUAGGUUAAGUUUCCGCUGUCGCAGUGCCCACGACGUUGUACCGCCAGUGAACGAUAUCCGCCGAGAGCAACACUGACUCGACGAAGAUGAGCCGGCUAUGGAACUACUUGGUAUUUCAGGCAUGGAUGUCUUACCUGAUGGCAGCCGGCCUGUUGGUCUUCACCAGCGGUUUCCUUCUCAAUCGUGUAUCCCGGCCGGAACGGGCCGAGUGCGCGCGGUGCACGGAGACCGGCGAUUGCGACACGGCGGACGUUCUCCAGGACACGGAGCGCGCCGCCAAGGUGUGUCUGGAGCGCCGAGCGCGGGUCGUGCUCUUGAUCGUCGACGCGUUGAAGUAUGAAUUCGCGGAGUGGCACGAGGACAACGCCGCCGCGUCUUCCUACCAUCGCAACAAAUUGCCCGUGAUUCACGAACUGCUGCAGAAAUAUCCGUCGCAUUCUCGCCUAUACAGAUUUAUGGCCGAUCCACCUACGACGACAAUGCAGCGUCUGAAAGGUCUUACAACAGGCUCCUUGCCUACCUUCAUCGAAGUGGGCUCGAACUUUGCCUCGGAGUAUAUCCAAGAAGACAAUCUCAUUGACCAAAAUUCCGCCAGUGGUAUCGUUUUUAUGGGGGAUGACACGUGGACCAAUCUAUUCCCGGAUAAAUUUAUGAGGCAGUUUCCGUCGCCAUCAUUCAACGUCUGGGAUCUGGACAGCGUGGACAAGGAUGUCCAAUAUCGUAUCUUCUUUGAGAUGAAGAAGAGAGACUGGUCGUUGCUGAUAGCUCACACUCUCGGGGUUGAUCACUGUGGACACAAGCAUGGCACGCAGCAUCCAGAAAUGACAAGAAAGUUAAAUGACACAAAUACGCUUAUAAAAGAGAUUGUGGCAUCUCUCGAGAAGGACAUGAUGCUUUUUGUUGUUGGAGAUCAUGGUAUGACCGAGACGGGAGAUCAUGGCGGUGACAGUGCCAACGAGGUUGAGGCCGCGAUGUUUGUUUACUCGACGACUCCGCUGUUGAAAGGAUUUACAAUUAAUGGCAAUAGUGUAAAUCAAAUUGAUCUCGUUCCUACUCUGUCAUCGAUUCUCGGCACACCAAUUCCCUUUUCUAAUUUAGGCUCUGUAAUACUUGACUGUUUGCCAAGUAAAUUGGAAAAGGUGACUGCUGGUCAGUUGCUUUAUCCAUUACAUUCUCUAUGGAGGAACAUUGCCCAAACAAAAAAGUACAUAGAGAUAUAUUCUGCAGAUACAUACUUGUUUUCGAAAGAGCAGCUGCAACAUUUACAUUACAUAUACAGUCUUCUCUCUGAGCGAGUUAAACAAGUUGAUAGUAUUGAAAAGCUAGAAGUGUUUAUUCGAGAUACUAAAGGUUAUUUUAAAUUAUUGAAAGACACGUGUUCGGAGGUGUGGGUCCAAUUUGAUUCUGGUCUAAUUUCCAAAGGAUUACUUUUGAUGUUUUGUUCCUUGUUUUUCUUUUAUCUCUUCAUCACUGGUAUUCCUGAAAGUCGUAUGUGUGAUAUAUUUAAAUCUUCAUUCUUGCAAUGUGCCAUUAUAGCAAAUUUAGUUACCGCGGCGAUUAUCACGUGCUUGUUUUUAUUAAAUAUUUUAGAGGAAUUGAGGAACACAACUUUUUUUGUCACUGGCGCGGUUUCUGUUGGUUUACUGGUUAUAGUAAUCGCUCAAAAUUGGGAUGUCAUAUCGAUGUGCUGGUAUGAUCAUCGUCGAAUCAAACUGUUGACCUACGUAGCUAGGAUAAUACUUCUUCUAACAGUAUGCGGACUCUUCUCUAACAGUUACAUAGUUGAAGAGGACAAAGUCCUAUCCUUUCUGUUUAUUACGCUUAUUUGCCUUCUCAUAUUCGACCUGAGAAAAAAUGAUGCUGAUAGUACUUCAGAGAGAAAAACAAGGUUUACAUCAAAACCAAUAAAAUCAAAUUUCAAGACAAUUGUACUGAUUAUUGGUUUACUAGCGUGUGCCUCAGUCAGGCUUUCACAUUAUUUCUGGCGCUGUAGAGAGGAGCAUUUACAACGAGAAUGUUCUAUAUUUGCAACUGGCAAAGUUGGUUGGUCUACAACACCAAAUAAUUGGGAGCGUGCUCUACUCGCUGUUUUACUCGCCUCAGUCAUCCUGGCAUCAUAUGUAGUGAUAGUUAGAUUAUGGUUGCAAAGCUGUGGAAAUCUCACAGGCUUUGCCCCCAGCGUCAUGGUGGGUCAGUAUUGUCCGGUUAUCGUGAGUGUUUGCAUGGGCUGCUACUGGAUUCUACAAAAGCUUCCAAAGUUUGUCAAACCAAAACUUGCGUUAUCCUGGGAGAUCAAUACGCUACCCAAUGUGGUUUACUUCUUCUGCGUCCUCGCGAUUCUCAUCCUCUACUAUCGUCCGCUUAGUAUAUACUUGCUGCCAAAGAAGAAGGAGUCCAUCGAUGUCUACCGCGAUGAGAACAUAGUGCCUCGAUUAUUCGAAAAGAUAAAAGACUCCAUUUCCCGUAAACGAAUAGAUACCGAUGAGCUCCCGGUUAUUUAUGGUUUCGGGACUGCCUACAGUGCUGCAUUUAUUUCGUUAAGCGUAUUCCUUACACUUUUGUACGCAUUACUAUUAGGAGAUACUCUAUCGCCUGGUACAUUUUUGAUGUUUGUAACGUGCGUUUGCAUCUUGGGUUUAUCCGCGAUAGAGAGAUACAAAAAUGCUAAUAAUAUUUCUGAGCUGGUUGACGUAUCGAUGCCUGUGUUACUUUGCUGGUUUUUACUGGCUGAAUAUUUCUUUUAUGGAACUGGCCAUCAGGCGACGUUUCCUACCAUUCACUGGCAUGCUGCCUUUGUAGGAACUGGUGGUCAUUUUUAUGGAAACUUAGUGUCAGCAAUUUUAAUCGGUAUUAAUACGUUUGGAUCGCAUAUUAUUUUGGGCACAAUGUUACCACUAUUAGUGAUUGUGCCAUUUGCAUUACAUCGGGUAUUUCCAAAGUUUCUUAAAGCAAAAUUUCUGGAUGAUAUAAAAAGGGGCGAGCUUCUCCUGUUCGAACAAGAUUCUGCUUUUCAUGCUGCAAUUUUUGCAAUUGCGGGGAAAUACGCGUUGCUUCACGGAAUUCGGACUUUUGGCAGCAUGCUCGCAGCAACUAUACAUUGUCGGCAUUUAAUGGUUUGGAAGAUAUUCGCGCCAAAGCUAAUAUUCGAAGGAUUAGGAUUCCUGGUAACGUUGGGUAGUAUACUAGCAUCGUUUUACAUGGUAUUCCGUAUUGAUCAACAAAUGGAAUAUCUCAUCACUAGAGUCACAAAAGGCAGAUGAUAGUGACUCACUUUUAAGGAAGUAUAGUACAAUCAAUAGCAAAGUACCAAAGUACCGUUAAAAUACUUCGCUUUUGCGAAUAAAUCCGAAAGUGGCUCGUUACUUACGAAUAUAGAUCGUAUCUCUAACAAUUCGAACUAUUAAGAUAUGAAACGGGCAACAUAUAAGUCUAUACUUACUAACGAUACUGCCAAUAUUUCCACAAUUUUGUAUGAAAGUGUAAUGAGGGUAAAAACGAAAUCAGGUAUAUAUCUAGCGAGUAUUAUAAAUAACAUUUUUCGUACCGAAGUAAAAGAACUUGUCUCUCCACUUCUUCGAGUUGAUAUUAAUGUUAGAUAAUGUACACCUCUUAUAAGACACUAUAUGUCGCGUAACCAAACUGUGAUGCUUCCUAACACACUAACGCUACCCUGCGUGCAAUGCAUUGCUGAUUGACGAACAAAGCAACGCACUUGAUGCAGGAUUGCGUCCGUGUGUCGCGGUCUGUUUGCGCGACUGAUGGGCACAUCUCAGCGUAUUACUGCUAUUAAAAUAUGAUUAUAUAAUAAAUAGAUUAGAGAUACUAUCAGAAAGAGCAUUCACUUUUCAUAUCCUUCGGUACAUAUAUAUAGAUAAAGUAUUGUGUAUUGUUCUUAAUGAAAAACGAACAUACAAUAAAUCUGGCAUUUUUAGUUUCAUUUUUUGUAUGUUAUCUCGACUAUGUAUCAGAGAAUUUUAAAUAAUUCUGUAACAUUACCGUUUCUUUUUUCUAUCUUCUGCCAAAUAUAUUUUAUUGGAAUUUAUCGAUUAAUAUCGUACACGUUUACUUUCACAUUUUGGAUAACAUUUGUAAAAGAUUUUUAUUGAUAACUAAUCGUAAAUAUAUAACGUAAGAAAUACUCCUGCUGGGGCUGAGUGGCCUAAUGGUGGUUAUGAUGGUGCCUACGAUCUUGAUAUUCAUUCUUGUGAUACUGCAUCCAGUCAGCCCAUUUGUUCGAGUUUUCGUAAGCAUUAGAUCCCUGCGACAAAUGAACAGAUGUCUGCGAUAUUCAUAAUUCAGAGACAUUUUGCACGUACUUAAUUAAUAGUUUGAAAGCUCGGAACUUGAAAGUUAGGCAAUUUAGGCAUUUGAAUCUGAAAACACAAAUUAAGUUAUUAUAUUUUAUAAGUUACAUGCGGAUAUUACUCGAUUAAAUAGAGAACAAAGAGAUCUUCGGCGAAAAGUGUUAGGUAAUUAUAUAAUUCAUUAUUUGCCGUUUUGUAUGUGUGUGCAAUAAUUUUGUACAUAGGCUUCCAAGGUAUUAUAUAGCGCGUUAUAUAUUAUGACAUAAAAUUGUAUAUAUGCACAUAUUGCCUUUCAUUAAAUUAUUUAAAUGAUUAA
Solenopsis invicta (red fire ant) is the source of this 4841-nucleotide messenger RNA. It is a transcript of the gene PIG-O, whose product is annotated as GPI ethanolamine phosphate transferase 3. Gene Ontology annotation, biological process: GPI anchor biosynthetic process. Gene Ontology annotation, molecular function: mannose-ethanolamine phosphotransferase activity. The record is from RefSeq and is a predicted model, not a curated record. NCBI's taxonomy places the organism in Eukaryota, Metazoa, Arthropoda, Insecta, Hymenoptera, Formicidae. The coding region runs from base 308 to 3481 and encodes 1057 amino acids. The transcript has 4 exons. Gene Ontology annotation, cellular component: endoplasmic reticulum membrane.